AUGGCUUCUGAAGAAAUUUGGGAAAAUGAAGAGGAGCAGCAAGCCUUUUGGACUCAGAAGGAGAACGGCAAUCAGGAUUGCAAGCACCGCUGGCAAGAAGAGGAUUCAAGGCAUAGAGUAGAUUAUUCCAGGAAGGUAGAUGUCAACGAGAAUUCAGGUGCCCUUCAGACUGCAGCGUCCAAAGUCAUAUCUUAUGUUCACUGGUCUCAGCAGCAGGCUCAGGGAUAUGAUCCUGCGGCAUGGCUGAAGUCUGAACUGCUGCUCCCACGACUCACCAUUGAGAACCUAAGCAAAUGGACCAUUUACAAGGACCCACAUCUGGCAAACAGCCAUGGGAUGAAGGUCUUCAGGGAUGAGUGGGAAGCAGAAGAUAUUACUGAGGAUAUGCUAGAGAUGGAUGUAAUGCAGAAACAGGUGUACACGGAUGAAGACCACAGUGUGGAAGUUGAGGAGAUUGAAGAUCUAACUGGACUGGAGUACACUUACAUUGGACAAAUCUUGGUUUCUGUGAAUCCUUUCAAAGACCUCAAUAUCUACUCUGAAGAUGUGGCCACCCAGUACCAGCAAGGGAAUCUCUCCAAAAAUGCCCCACACAUCUUUGCCAUAGCAGAAAUGGCCUACAUGCUAUCCCAGUCAUCAGCACAAGAGCAGUGUGUCAUCAUCAGUGGACACAGUGGGUCAGGUAAAACAGAAGCUGCCAAAGCAGUUGUGCAGUACCUGGCCAUGCUGCACCAGAGAUCAGACAGCUGCAGGAUCACACAGCCCUGCAAUGUCCUACCUAUCCUAGAGAGUUUUGGGAAUGCCAGAACCAUUCUCAACAACAACUCAAGUCGUUUUGGGAAGCUUCUGCAUGUCCACCUGCAACAUGGGGCCAUGGUGGGAAUGUCCAUCUCCCAGUACCUGCUGGAGAAGUCUCGUGUGGUGUUUCAGGCCCAUGGUGAGAGGAACUACCAUGUGUUUUAUGAGCUACUGGCUGGGCUGCCUAUGGAGCAGAAAGAGGAGUUGUUCUUGCAAGAGGCAGAGUCUUACUUUUACCUGAAUCAGGGCAGAGUAUGUGACAUCCUGGGGAAGGAGGACAGUCAGGACUUUGUGGUCUUGGUGCAAGCUCUGGAGAGAAUCAGCCUUUCCGAUGAGCAGCUGACCUCCACCUGGACUGUGCUGGCUGCCAUUCUGCAGCUAGGGAACAUCUGCUUUACCUCCUAUGAGGUGAUGUCUUAUGAUCGGAUCGUCACCCCUCUGUCUGUAGAAGGAGCCACUGAUGCCAGGGACUCCAUUGCAAAGACUCUGUAUUACCUUCUCUUUGAAUGGCUGUUGCUGAGGAUCAAUGAGUGGUUGGCUCCCUCGGAAACGGACUGCACUGUGGGCAUUGUGGACAUAUAUGGUUUUGAGGAUCUAGGGGUGAACAGCUUAGAGCAGCUCUGCAUCAACUUUGCCAAUGAGCAUCUCCAGCAUUUUUUCAGCCAGGCUGUCAUUGCCCAAGAGGAGGAGGAAUAUAGCCAAGAGCAGUUAGCUUGGAUUCCUAUUUCCAAGAUGUACAAUGAGUCAUGCCUCGAUUUCAUUUCUGCAAAACCCCAUGGCAUCUUGCGUAUCCUGGAUGACCAGACUUCACUGCCUCAGGCCACUGACCACACUUUCCUCCAGAAGUGUCAUUACCAUCACAGAAACAGCCCAUGGUACACCAAGCCCAAGCUACCUCUGCCAGUCUUCACUGUGCAGCACUUUGCAGGCCCCAUCACCUAUCAGGUCCACAGGUUUCUUACUAAAAACCGUGACCAGCUGCGUCCAGAGGUGCUGGAUAUCUUCUCUCAGAGCCGCCUUGAGUUGGUGUCUCACAUUUUCCAAAAGGCUAAGGCUGCCUACAGUCAGCAAAGGGAGCUAGGGGCCAGAGGGAAAGGACUCAAGCCUCAGGCCUCCACAUUGGUGUCCAAAUUCCAGCAGUCUCUGCAGGAACUCACAGCCAAGCUGAGGAGGAGCCAUGCCUUCUUCAUUCGGUGCAUCACCCCUAAUCCCCAAAAGCUGUCAAAUAUCUUUGAUGUGGAGUAUGUCACUUGUCAGCUGAGGCAUUCUGGGAUACUGGAGGCCAUCCACAUUAGAAAAGAGGGAUACCCAGUAUUCCUGAAGGAGAAGGCCAGGCAGCUACUGGAGAGAUGGUGGAACCAGAGACAGAGCUGGGCCGUCAUUACCCUCCAGCGGAACUUCCGACGCCUCCUCCGCCGCAGGCGCCUCCGCAUCCUCCAGGAAAAAGUCACGAUCAUUCAGGCUCACUUCCGUGGCUACCAGCAGGAGUUUGAGGAAGGGAAACGAAGGAGGAGGUCCCUGGCCAGUGGCGACAAGGAGAAAGGUCCCAGCCCAGGAAUGGAUGUAGGACUGCUGGAGAUCCCUGCAGAUCUUGCGGCCCUCUUGCACUUAGCUGAAGGUCAGUAUCAAGCACAAACCAACCAGAUAACUGAGGCAUUGCCUCCAGAGGUCAAGGUCAAAGAUGACCUUUCCCUUCCACCUGCCAUCAACAGCUAUCCCUUCUCCUCCUUCAUCAAGUCACACUUCCAGAAGACCGAUUUCCCUGCCCCUGGUCAGCCCCUGCAGCACCCCUUAACCCGUCUGGAAACUGAAUACGAGGAGACUGUGCUUGAGAUCAACAAACUGAUUUUGCGGUUCAUUGGUGACAAGAACCUCCAUGGCUGGCAGGAGGUGCUUCUGGGCAACUACAUUGCUGGGAGAGGUUUGAAUAACCCGGCUCUGCGUGACGAAAUCCUCAGUCAGGUGGUCAGCCAGACAUGGAAGAACCCAGACGUGGAGCAGAGCCGGCGAGCCUGGGUCCUGAUGACAACCUUGCUGAGCUCCUUUGCUCCUUCACCAGUGCUGGAGAAGCCAUUACUGAAAUUUGUGUCAGACCAUGGCAUGGAAGGCUACAAUGCUGUUUGCCAGCGCAAGAUCUUGACAGCAGCACAGCACACAGAGGUUGACCCAGCAGCCUCCCGGGCCUACCCUCCCACUCAGCUGGAGUGGACUGCGAACCAGAGGAGAGGAAAGAUGGUGCUGGAUGUCCAUACCUUUAAUGAGGAGAAGUUCUCAGCUGAAGUGGAGUCCUGGAUGACCGGGGAGCGGUAUGCAGGCUGGCUCCUGAAUGCAAGGGGCUGUGAUAAGAGCCCUCGAGGGUGGUCUGUCUCCAUGUUCACUGGCACCACGUGGCAGGAUCUGCUGGGUUGUGACUUUGUGCUGGACCUCAUUGGAGAGAUGGAGGAGGCCAGGAGCCCCAGCAGCCCCUCUCAAUCCUCAGUCACAUACCCCAUCACCCCUGAACAGGGCAGAAGCUUCCUUCAGAACUCUAUCCCGGAUCCGAUCCCCCCUGCUCCAGGCAUCCAGGCCCCAGCCUUCCCACCACCCAGUCUACCCCCAGACUUCAACCACCUCUACACAGAUGCAAGAUUCAGAGAUGACCUGGGGACUCCUGUGGGCUUGGAUCACUAUGUGGAUGAUCUCUUCAGCCCUGUGCUGCAUCAAGGUUCCAGGGUACCGGAUAUGGAGAGCAGGGAGAGCCUGACUGGCCGCAUGAAGGGAGGCUUCCCUGCAGUGAUGCAAGUACCAGCUUACCAGCCUGUGCCUGCAAUGGCGGGGAUGAUGCCAGCAUCCAUGCCCAUGAUGCCAGGGGUUGGUGGGAUGGCACCUAUGCCAGCCAUGGUUAUGCCCCAGGCACAGUCUGUGGUUCCAGCUGUAGAUCCCAAUCAGUUAGCAGCACAACAGCAAGCCUUUAUCAACCAGCAAGCCAUGCUCAUGGCCCAGCAGAUGACCCUUCAAGCCAUGACCAUGUCUCAGCAGCAACAGCAGCUACAGCAGCAGCGGCAGCAAUCUCCUGAGAACUCAAGGCCAAGAGUCUCGACUCCUCCACGAGCCCCAGCCCCAGCCACUUCCCCCAAACCCAAGAAGUCUCCCAGCAGCCAGAACGUUGCACAGCCACCAAAGGCUCCAGAACCUCCAGCUCAGGUGGAAGAACAGAUUUAUGACUACAAAGAAGACCAGUUCCCCAGCAGCGAAGAUGACGACUACCCUCGGGAGACUUUCCAGCAGAAGAGAGAAUAUUUCCAGAAGAUGGCUCCUGCUCCUAUCUUGCCACUUCCUGAGCCAAAGGCUAAAAAGCAGACACCAAGAGCGAAGAAGGAGCCACCUGUAGUGAAGCCUUCAAGCCCUGAGUCACGGCCUGCACCCAGCCGGGAGAUCCGCAACAUCAUCAAAAUGUACCAGAGCAGGCCAGCCCCUGAGCCACAGCCCAUUGAGCCUGUCAGGAGAGUGUCCAAGCCAUUUAUGAAGAAGAAUGAUCCCAAGAAUGAGGCUCUGGCCAAGUUGGGGAUGAUGAAUCUGCAGUCUCCCAAAUCACCAUCCCCUGGGCCACUAGAGAAGAAACCCAAAGGGAUGCCUCCACCUCCCCCACCUAAGAAAGACUCAGCUUCCAGCUCCAUCAGGGAGAAGCAGAUGCCUCUCCUGUCCACCUUUGGUGACCCACCAACCUCUACUGUAACAGUGGCUGAAGAUGACAGUAUCAAGACCCAGCUGUACAGGCUCACUGCCAGUGUCAGCUUCUCCUAUGUCAACCCUGCAUGGAAAAUCUUUCUGCGCAAAGAGGUGUUUUACCCCAAAGAAAACUUCAGUCACCCUUAUUAUCUGAACUUGCUGUGUGAACAGAUCGUCCGUGACACCUUCUCUGAUUCCUGCCUUCGGAUCUCCAGGGAGGAGAAGCGCAAGAUGAAAGAUCUGCUGAUGGAGUUUCAGGUUGGUGCUGAUGUCCAGUCCAUUCAGGAGGAUGGGAUAAAGAAGAGGAUUGUACUGGCUGCUCGGGAUAACUGGGCUAACUAUUUCUCCCGCCUCUUCCCAGUUCAUGGUGAAAAUGGAAGUGACAUUCAGAUCCUGGGUGUUUCUCACCGGGGCCUGCGGCUGCUGAAGGUCGUGAGGGCAGCCGGCUAUACUCCUGAGCACCUGAAGAUUCUUUGCAGCUACAGCUUUGCAGAUGUGCUGUCGGUGGAGCUGAAAGGCAGCAACGCCCUAGAGUUUUCUUUGAAGACGGAACAGCUCUUCCUGCACUCUGCAAAGGCUCAGCACAUCAAGGCCAUGGUGGAACUCUUCAUCCAGGAGCUGCGGCAGGAUACCAACUAUGUUGUUGCUCUGCGCAGCUAUGUCACAGACGACAAGAGCCUUCUUAGCUUCAAGAAAGGUGACCUCAUCCAGUUACUGCCCAUGCGAAACAUGGAGCCAGGUUGGCAGUUUGGCUCUGUUGGUGGCCGCUCUGGUCUUUUCCCCACCAGCCUGGUGCAAUUGGCUGCAGCCCCUGAUUACCUCAACACCAGCAUGGACAGACAUGGAGGGCUAAGGAAGAGCAUGACAGCUCCCAUGGAGGGUAGGAACACCAGCAGGAAGAGCUCUCUACCCAGCCUGACCUCAGAACCCAACAGCAUCAUGCUUGCUCCUGUUGGUGAUCAUUACACCAUGAUGGACUUUGCCACAGCCCACUUCCGAGAGGCUCAGUCCAUGCUGGGAUGGAAGGGGAUGUCUGCUGAAAAGAGGAUGUCUGGUGAAAAUAAAAGUGCAGCUGACCUGGUCCAGCACACCACGGUCCCAAUCCAGGGGUCUUUGCUCCCAUACUCUGAUAGUGAGCUGAAUGAGCUGGCUACCAAGAACUUUGUAACUGUAAUGCGGUUCAUGGGAGACCAGCCAAAACUCAAGAACCAGAAUGAGGUUGAAUGCAUCUAUGAAAUCCUUCAGCUGUGCAAGGAGAAGGAGAUUUUGCAUGAUGAGGUGUACUGCCAGGUCAUCAAACAGGUCACCCACAACCCUAAACAGGAGAGCUUGCUGCGUGGUUGGCUGCUCCUAAACCUGCUUACUGGCUAUUUCCUCCCUUCCAACAUCCUGAUGCCCUAUGCCACCAAGUUUCUGCAGCAAGCCAGCAGCGAUCCAUCCAGCACCCACUACGACAUAGCCAAGAUCUGUCAGAGCAACCUGCGGAAAAAUGUCAUGUAUGGGGGCCGCCGCCACCUGCCUUUCCCUGUGGAGAUGGAGGCACUGCUGAAGGGGCGUGGGGCCCGCCGACUUGUGAUCUUCACGCCUGGAGGCAUGGAAUUCCUCACCAGAAUCAAGACAUUCACCGUGGCCAGGGAGAUCUUGCAGGAGAUCUGUGAGCAGAUGGGAGCAGGCGAGCAGGAAGAGAUCCGGGAAUUUGCUCUCUUUGCCAUCAGGAGAGCCAGUGAUAAACUCGAGAAAAUGGUGAGGCCGAUAAGAUCAGAGGAAUAUCUUCAUGAUUACCUGCUGGAGGACAACUUGGUUACCAUGAGUUUACGGAGGGUCACCUGGAAAACGCCUCUGCACUUCGAGAACAACAUUUAUACUGAUGUCCAUUAUGGACAGAUGCUGUGGGAUUACCUGAAUGGGAGGAUGCUGCUGGGCUAUAGUAAAGAAGUGGAGAUGCAGGUGAGCAUUUUAGCAAUGCUCCAGCACUGGGCCAAAACAACAGAGCAGCACAGCGCUGCUCCCUCCAGGGAGGAGCUGAAGGAGUACACGCCAAAGCCCCUGCAGUCCUGUAUCAGCCCCCAGGCUCUGCAGAACCAGAUUGGCCUGCUGCUGAGAUCCAGGCAGCCACUCCAGCCAAAGGACGCAAAAAUCCAGUUUAUAGAACACAUGAUCAAAUUGCCUCUCUUUGGCUACAACAGCUACCUUGUAGAGAGAGUCAGUGAUGAGACAAUCCCUGUGCCCUGUUUCUUUGGCGUGAAUAAAGAACAGCUCAUUGCGGUGGAUGGUGAUGCCCAGAUCUGCUGUGUCAUCCCACUGAAAGAGCUGCAGAAGAUGCGAACUCUGCGGCCUGUUUCUGAUGGCGGGCUUCCUGGCAUAGAACUGAACUAUGGCUCAGCUGCCAGCCCCAAGACUCUGUGGCUUGAACUGUCACAGGCUAAAGAAAUGUAUCACACAAUUGGUGUCAUCUUGAGUCAAACUGAAUUUCAGCACUAGAGCCUGAGAAGAGAAGAACUGACCAGGCAGAACAGUGCUGUUUUCCUUUCUUUGGGCUUGUUCUGUGCUCCUUGCCCUGUCUGCUGGAGAAGGCUCUCCCAAAAGCCAUCCUUGCUCUCAGGUGCUUUCCAAGACUACCACCACAGUGAUGGUCUGUUUGUUGAUGGACUGGACCAUAAUCUCACCUCAUGUGACUUGCAAUUCGAUCCCCAUGGGCUAUACUCUUCCUUGAAGUGAUGUAUGUGCUGGCUGAAAGAACCACAUGACACGUUUUUCACACUAUUGCUUUUUCAUAGCCUGCUCCAUCACAAUGCAGCUGAACCAAUGGAAGCACAGAGGCAAUUGCCUUCAGGCUAUGCACUGUGAGAUUGUUUUUUCUUUCUUUUUUGAAUUAAUUAACAGGCACAAAGACUGAUGCUUGCUAGAGAUUUUUUUUUUUUUUUUUUGCAUCAGAAAUCAAUGCCAGGGCUAUGAUAUGACUGCACUGGCUGCUGGUGUUUUUCUAAGACCAGUUUUUUUCUCUAUCUUGAUGUGCAAGAGAUGCCCUGCAGUAGGGUUUGUGAAGCAGGAGAUUGUAGAAAGCAUCUUAAUUACAAAGCAGAUCAGUGUUAAUAUGCAAUUACCACAUGUGCUGGAUCACAGAUUGAGCUGCAAGGGUAAGAAUGUUUAUUGUUAAUUAAUUUCUUACUGACAUAAUCAUGUACAUCUUUUUCUCCCUCUAUUACAAAGAAGGCAGUCAGGUCUGCGCAGCUGUUGUAGUUAAAUGAUGGCUCCAUGCCCAUGGAGAAAAGAGUAUUCAAAGGGAACUUGUAUUAUGGCAGAGGAUAGAGUCCUGGUUUGUAUAAAAAUGCUUAAUUUAUUUUUAUUACUACCGCUAUCUUACUGAACUAAAACAUACCUGCAUUUUUAGGGGACUGCAAUAAAAUAAUCACAUAAGAGCUAUUUUGCAGCUAUGAUGUGACAGAUACUAGUUUAUAUAUAACACGAGAAGGGUGACCUGCAGUAACUGGAAAAGCUUGAGGAAAAGGAUGUUACUGUUGGCUGGGAAUGGACUAGAUCUGAGGGUGCUCAGUGCAAGCCAUGACGCACAGCUGACUCCUUGCUGGUGAGCUGAUGAUAGCAGUAGCAGCUGAGUCUUCUCUAUCAGGAACUUCCCUGCAAGUGCUACUUGCUGGGGCCUGGAAGGUCUCAGCUGAAGCAUGCUCCACCUUUCCCCCAUCACCAGCGUUGCUUAGGGCUAGGUGAAGCACUACAGCAACAUGAAAGAGAGGGAGAGAGUUCUGAGGCUGAACUCAU
Molecule: messenger RNA, 8283 nt
Organism: Struthio camelus australis
Lineage: Eukaryota; Metazoa; Chordata; Aves; Struthioniformes; Struthionidae
Source: RefSeq, a predicted model, not a curated record